Suillus plorans is the source of this 497-nucleotide messenger RNA. RefSeq lists its product as uncharacterized. NCBI's taxonomy places the organism in Eukaryota, Fungi, Basidiomycota, Agaricomycetes, Boletales, Suillaceae. Bases 126 to 440 code for a protein of 104 amino acids. The record is from RefSeq and is a predicted model, not a curated record. The transcript is spliced from 2 exons.
CCACUAGUAGAGCGAUAUGUUGCUAGCGGGUACAGCAAUCCGGAGGUCAUAUCACGUCUUCGAACGCACAAGGAGACCAGUAAUUUCAAGAUAUCAUUUAGCCUCCUGAAAAAGUGCCGCUCACAAUGGGGACUCAAGUUUACCCGUGGUCAAGCACACAAUCAAGAGCAUCGGACCUGCAAUUCCCCAAACAAGGUUCUCACGACAUGAAGCAAACACUGCUGCAGGAGGAGCAGCUUAUGGUUCCGAGGUUGUAUAUAUCAUUCCUUGCAACGAGUUUACACUCAUCGCACAAUUUCAGAACUUUAAUACUCCAGUACAUGAAUGUUCAUCACGCCAUCAUCGUCCCGAUGUCAGGGGAGCCCCAUCAUGUUCCUUUACCGUCCAUCGCUCUCGCAGAUAUGAAGAUUCUCAAAGAUCGCUUCACCAGGGCAAUAUGAGAUUUAUCUCGAAUGAACCCAGGGGAGUCGGGGACGGAUCUCAUAGUACUCUUGCAG